AGUAAAUUGAAGGUCAGACAUUUCAGUUUUGAGAGAUAUUCYACGUUUUCAUGGAUUUUGAUUCAAGCUGGUACGCGUACCAGUGUCAUUCUGGYGAAGUACUUUUUCACUAUAAUUCUGUGACUGGUGAACAUAAAUGGGCUGUUCAUUUUUGCUCGUGCCUUAAAGCAAAGUCAUCCAAGUCACUAUCUGAUCCUUGCUGUACCUGGCAACCAGUCAAAGCUAAGUCCAAUCAAAGUGGUAAAUUUGUAAGAAGUAUCGCAACUGAAACUGAAGAAMAAUACUUCUCAAAUGAUUAUCAUCCAACUUCAACUUCAAACACAAAAAGUGUGGAACUCUUUCACRAUAGAGAUGAGCSAAGCUUAAAUAUUCCUUCUGCUGCUGAAAAAAGACAAAAUAUUUCAUACAGAAAACAGACAACUGGAGCUCAAGAGAGCAGCUUGACACCACUUGAACAAGAAGAACCUGUUGAGGUUGUKUURAAUGAUCCCUUCCUUCCWGAAGAUGAYGAAGCUGUAAUUUCCAAACGAUUAACUUUGAAGCUGGCAGAUUCUUCUAAAAACAACUUUGCGGCCUCAAAUUSUGAUUCUGAGAACAUUAGUAGCUUAGAUGUACMAACAUCAACAGCUACAAAGGUGUAUCCAACMGAAUCAAAUCCUGGUGCUUUACUAAARGAUAACAUCUUUGUACAUUCUAAAAGAGAACUGCCUUCGUUUUGUGUUGACAGCAAGUUACAAUACGUYAAAGGAAACUCUAGUCAGAAACCUUUGAAAAGAUUUAAAGUUUCCUCCACAUCAUCAAGAAAGAAUCCAGAGCCUAAAAAGUUAAAAAGAAUGCACAUCACUAAUUAUAAUGAUAUUAAUGAACAUGAUAUUGUUGAAGAGAAUAAUGAUACAGGCUGGGAAGAUGAUUUUGAGGAGCAGACUGAUGAGAAAGAAGAGGCUUAUUCACAAAGUUCCAUGGUCAAAGUUGAACUGGAAAACAUUUCAUCACCAUCUUAUGCUGAAGAGGAGAAUUCUGAGGAGCCAAUAUCAACAGUUUGUACUUUAUGUGGAAAAGAGUGUAAAACCCCAUCAGACCUAACCAACCAUAUCAUGUACCAUCAACCUUCUGGCACCAAAUGCCCAGUAUGCCAUAAAUAUUUCAGCCGUCGACAGGGAUUACGGUAUCAUGUCCAAACACAUGCGGGUGAUAAGCCUCAUGUUUGUAAACUCUGCAACAAGACUUUUACUAAGUCUUCUUCGCUUGUUGCGCAUGUCAGGGCACACUCGGGAAUAAAACCAUUUAAAUGUCCUAAGUGCAACAAAGGUUUCACACAUUCAAGCAACCUUUCAAGCCAUCUAAGAAUUCAUUCAUCUCUUCGUCCAUACAGAUGUAAGUUCUGUGGAAAGGGCUUCAAAACAUCAAGUCACUUAUCAUUACAUCUAAGAUGUCAUUCAGACGAGCGUCCAUACAAGUGUAGUGAUUGUGGGAAGGCUUUCAAGAAUUCUAGUCACUUGAAGAGCCACAAAAAGCUUCACUCUACAGAGAAAAAUGUUAUCUGUGAAAGCUGUGAUGAAGCUUUUAAAAAUUUUGCUCAACUGAUGAGUCACCAGAGGAUUAGUCCUGAGUGUCAUGGAGUUGUACAAAAGCAAAAAGAAAGCAAACAUUCUGUAGYUUUCCAUUCUUCUACAUCUGGACAUGUAGAUGGACUUAUCAAUGAGGGAGACCAGUCUGAAGUUGUACAUUUAGAGACUCRSAUUGAUGGUGAACAUUCAUUUGUGUUACAUGAUCAACCAUUUGUACAAAUUGAUGAAAACCGGACAGAAUUGUCAGAUGCUGAACAACAACAGUUUGAAACUCAUGAAUAAGAUUUGAUAUCUGUUUUUUUUAGUUUUUAUCUUGAACCUCACAGCAAAGACAGGGGCCACAACAACACAUUGAAACAGAAUGUUCAAUGUUUUAGAGGCUUAAAUUUGUUUUUACAAAACAAAAGACCAUUAUACAUCAUUUUUCUUUCAGUCCUCAUCUUGAGUUAUGGGCUGAAUUAUGGGACAAACUCAACAUUUUUUAUGCACGAUUGUAUGAACUAUUUUCUCGAAUCAUAAAAAUGCCUUGAUAACUUCUCAAGAGCAAUUCAAAAUUUCUCAUUAAACAAGCAAUACACCAAUAUCACUCCUUUCAAUUUCAUAGUAACAUACUUAUUUACUUACGUUCAUAAGAGUGAUAUUGGCACAAGGAUCUGUGAAAAAGACCAUUUUAAAAAGCAACAGGGCGUUUGCAUCGACAACUAAUGAGAUUUCAAUGACAGAUUAUAAGAUACCUGUAAAUAAUUUAAUUUAGAUUUUAAAGAUGUCUAUGAUUGCAAUCUYGCCAGUUGUUGCAAAGCUACCUUUGAAGCCAAUUCAGGAGACCUUUUAAAAUGGCUGCUGUAUUUGUAGACUGAUUCCACCAGUCUGUCUGGUCGUUUUUUUUUUUUCUGCUCCCGGACAGCGCUAGUUGAAGUGAGAAUUCAAACCGACGAACGGAAACUACGACUUAUGGAAUCAGUCAACUCUACUUGGUAAUAAAAGUCAGUUUACAGAUGGGAAUAUUUAGUUGUGUAUUCAUGCACCUUUCAUAUUAUCUAUGGGAUAUUUAAUGACUGAACAAAUUUAAYCACUAGAAAAUUAUUGUAUUUUCAUUCAUUUCUGUUCAUUUAAUUCAAAUAAAGAGAUUUUGGUCUGGAAUUUAUGACUAUUGAUAGUGUGAAAAUGGACGUUUGUCCCCAAUUUCCCAUCCUGUCAUUUACCACAGGGUCCCCAAUCCUCCAACAAUAGGAUAUCAAUGUUGUUGAGUGACAAAAUUCUUAUAAGAAUACAUAUAACAUGAGWAUAGUAUAAGUAUAUUAUAAGUUCACAAUUUUUAAUAUAAAAUGUGGUUAUGUUU
Messenger RNA from Exaiptasia diaphana, 2907 nucleotides. Its product is annotated as zinc finger protein 570-like. Gene Ontology annotation, biological process: regulation of DNA-templated transcription. The record is from RefSeq and is a predicted model, not a curated record. Bases 51 to 1850 code for a protein of 599 amino acids. Lineage: Eukaryota; Metazoa; Cnidaria; Anthozoa; Actiniaria; Aiptasiidae. The transcript is spliced from 4 exons. Gene Ontology annotation, molecular function: RNA polymerase II cis-regulatory region sequence-specific DNA binding; DNA-binding transcription factor activity, RNA polymerase II-specific.